AUGCCGCAGUCGCCAAUGAUCUCGGUGCCUUUAAAGGCCACUGUUGACAUUGAUUGGGUUGGUCCAUUAAAGGGUUAUAUACGCCAGAGCUACGGAGACGACCCCGAGCGCUACGCUGAAGAGUGUGCCACCCUCAACCGCCUGCGGCAGGAUAUGCGAGGGGCCGGCAAGGAGAGCACAACUGGCCGCGACAUGUUGUAUAGGUACUACGGUCAGCUUGAGCUACUCGAUCUGCGAUUCCCCGUUGAUGAGCAGCACAUUAAAAUCCCCUUCACUUGGUUUGACGCCUUCACCCACAAGUCAACGAUGCAAUAUUCUCUGGCAUUCGAAAAGGCAUCCGUCAUCUUCAACAUCUCCGCCGUCUUGUCAUGCCAUGCAGCUUUCCAAAACCGGGCCGAGGAGUCACGUCUCAAAGUUGCCUACCACUCGUUUCAGGCCUCGGCCGGAAUGUACACUUAUAUCAACGAAAACUUUCUUCACGCGCCUUCCUUCGACCUAAGCCGGGAAACAGUCAAGACAUUGAUAAGCAUUUUGCUUGCCCAGGCACAAGAAGUCUUCUUGGAGAAGCAGGUGGCGGAUGGCAAAAAGGUGGCAUUGCUUGCCAAGCUGGCUUCGCAAGCAGGCUACCUUUACGGCCAGGCUAUUGAAGGGGUUCAAGACAAUGUCAACAGGGCAAUUUUCGAGAAGGUUUGGUUGAUAAUGGUUCAGAUCAAGACGCAUUUGCUCAAUUCAAUGGCCCAGUACUACCAAGGCCUUGCCGACGAUGACUCGAAUCAGCAUGGCAUCGCCGUGUCUCGAUACCAGGUCGCAGAAACCCUCGCAAAAGAAGCGGAUCGAAUGUCGCGAAACUUCCCUUCUUCAGUGCCCGCCAACUCAAACCUGAGUGCAGAGUGUGGCGCCCAUCUGUCAGAGUUGUCAAAGCGGCAUUUAUCAACAGUUCAGGACAAGCUCCGCGGUGCGAUGAAAGACAACGACUUUGUAUACCAUCAAAAUGUUCCUUCUGAGGCAAGUCUCCCGCCGAUCGCCAAGCUUCCCGCCUCGAAACCUAUCCCCGUGACGGAACUUUACGCUGGCCAGGAUAUGCAACGCAUCACCGGACCCGACCUAUUUGCCAAGAUUGUACCAAUGGCCGUGACCGAGUCAGCAAGUUUGUAUGAUGAGGAAAAGGCGAAAUUGGUUCGAGCCGAGACCGAGAGAGUAGAUACAGCGAACGGGGAGAUGGCGGCAAGUCUUGACUACCUCCGAUUGCCUGGGGCAUUGCAGGUGCUUAAAGGUGGCUUUGACCAGGACAUCAUCCCAGACGAAGAUUUCCGUCAGUGGUGUAGCGAUGUUGCUGACCACGAGAGCCCUGCCGAUAUUUUUGAUGUGUUGCGUAAAGAGAAGGAAUCGAUCGUCUCAACUCUGGACAGCUGUUCUAAGCAGCUGGACAUGGAAGAGGGUGUGUGCGAGAAGAUGCGGUCAAAAUUUGAAAGUGAAUGGAGUCAGCAACCCAGUUCCCGGUUAACAACCACGUUGAGAUCCGAUAUCCGCAGCUAUCGAGAAGCAUUGGACGAGGCAAUAAGGAACGACAAUGGGCUUGCAAAUAAAUUGCGACAGAAUGAGCACGAGUUUGACGAAAUGCGGCACGCAGCUCAAGAAGGCCAAGUUGACCAGCUGUUCCAGAUUGCUGUGUCUCGGGCCAGGGGUAGCCGCGUGUCUAGUCCCUCAAGAACCGAGCCAAAUCUGCUAGACGCCGACUUCGGGGAGAGUGGAACAAGUGUGUUGGACCAAGUCAGCAGAGUCGAAGAUAUUCUAAAAAAGCUCAAUCUCAUCAAGCGUGAGCGGAACCAAGUUUUGAAGGACCUCAAGGACAAGGUGCAUAAUGACGACAUUUCGCAGGUUCUGAUCUUGAAUAAGAAGUCGAUAGCCAAUUACGAAAGUCAACUGUUUGAGCAGGAGUUGGAGAAAUUCAGGCCACAUCAGAAUCGCCUGCUGCAAGCGAACCACAAACAAUCACAGCUGAUGAAGGAGUUGACGGUCACGUUCAACGCCCUCCUGCAGGACAAGCGCGUCAGGUCGGAACAGAGCAGGUACGAGGCCAUUCAACGGCAGCGGUCGUUGGCCAUCAAUAGAUACAAGAGGGCAUAUCAGGAAUUUCUGGAUCUCGAGGCGGGGCUGCAAAGCGCGAAGAAUUGGUACGCGGAGAUGCGGGAGACUGUGCAAAGCCUGGAGAAGAACGUGGAGAGCUUUGUGAACAACCGACGGGCCGAGGGCGCUCAGCUGCUCAACCACAUUGAACAGGAUCGGUCAGCCAGCAAGAACUCGCAAGCAGAACUGGAACGAGAGCGGUUGCGGGAGUUGAUGGAGCGCAUGUCAAUGGAGCCAGAAAAGCCGAAGGCGGCAUCAGAACCGCCGUCGACUUGUGGGCGGCCAACACCUGCUCCCUUGUUCCAGGCGGGCCAGGGGCCACGAUAUCCGCAGACCAAUUUUCAGGGACAGUACCAGGUAGCGACGUCGCCACCGCCACCGGGUCAAGCCAGAUACCCAGGAUACUCGAGUCCUCCACCACCACAAAGCACUUUCACCCAGCCCACGUAUGACCCAUCGCAGUACGGGCGGACGCCGGGACCGACAUCGCCACCACCGAAUCAACUAUCGUUUGGCGUGAGCUACAUGGCACAAUCGCCGCCCCCAAACCAAACAUCGUUUGGACAGGCGCACCAGAACCAGACGCACCAGCACCAGACGCACCAGCACCAGACGCACCAGCACCAGACGCACCAGCACCAGACGCACCAGCACCACCAGAGCCACCAGACUUACGGCAGCUACGGGGCAUCUCAAACGCAGCAGCAACCCGGCUACGUGCCGCUGGGGUUCGUGCCUCCCCCACCUCCUCCCGGCCCUCCUCCUUUGGGGCCCCAGCAGACUUUCCACUACGGUGGUGGUGAUGGCGGCCAAGGUCAGCCCUAUGAAAUCCCUGGCGGACAAGCACAAGGUGCUCAGCCGAGGUCGGCCCAGCAGCAACAGCGACAGCAACAGCCCCAUGAUCCGUGGGCGGGGCUCAGCUCCUGGAAGUAA
Molecule: messenger RNA, 3060 nt
Organism: Ustilaginoidea virens
Lineage: Eukaryota; Fungi; Ascomycota; Sordariomycetes; Hypocreales; Clavicipitaceae
Exons: 4
Coding region: 1-3060 (1019 amino acids)
Biological process (GO): protein transport to vacuole involved in ubiquitin-dependent protein catabolic process via the multivesicular body sorting pathway
Cellular component (GO): endosome
Molecular function (GO): protein binding
Source: RefSeq, a predicted model, not a curated record